UCUUUGCGCAUUCACAGGACUUGCUUUACAUCCAGCUGCUCUUGAUUUGCCCCGACUACAAUCCCAGAAUGCGCGACGUUGGGAUACAUGGCGGAGAGCAAUGACUGAGGAGUUCGAUGAAGAUGUGGUGUUCCAGAACUCCCCCCUGUUCCAGUACCUUCAGGAUCUAGGACACACCGACUUCGAGGCGUGUGCUCCCGUUUCCCAGGACGAGGAUGACCGGGCCGAAGCUGAGGGGGCGUGUCUACGAGACACCCCGCCCCCUCUGAAAGAGAGCUGGGUCAGGAAGCUUAUGGGAGCUGUGCGUCGCCUGAGUCUGGUCUUCAGCACUAACGCAGCGGAGCAACAUGAACAACAACUGGAUGCAGAGUUUCGGCGCUACGCGCUGCGGUGUGUGUUGUCGCAGGACGUCCUGCUUCAGGAGGACAUUGAGCUCAUCGAGCUGCUGGAUCCCAGCAUCCUCUCUCUGGGAUCAGCUACUUCUGCCUGCCCCAGUGUGGACACGGCCUUCCCCAGACCCCAACUACUGGCCAAGCCCACUGUCUGGGAUAUCUCGAUCCUGGUGUGUUUGGCGGCUGUCCUAGCGGCAGCGUGUGUGUGUGACGACUUCGGCCUGCCUGCGUGGGCGUGUGUGUUGUGCCUGAGUGUGUGUGUGGUGCUGCGGUGCUCGGCUCUGAGGCGACGGGCGCGGCAGCAGAAGUGUGUGUGGGAGCAGUGUGUGUGCGUGGAGCGUCUGGUGACGGAGGCCCGCACGCUGACCAGUGUGUGCCGGAAAUCUCUCCGAUUGGUUCAGGAGACGGAGGUCAUCUACCGGGGGUUCACCCUUUUGCUCGACAGGGUUAGCGGCACCUGUCCCUUCAACAGAGCGGGGCCUGCGCGCCAGGCACAGCAGCUGAUUGGCCUACGCAAGGCAGCCUAUCAGAGCCUGCGCUCCGCCUUCCGAGGCUCCCGCCUCGCCACCUGCAUCAUGCUCAAGACGUUCCCUCUGUCGUCUGAGAUGGAUAAUGUGGUGAACUACGUGUCCAGUGUACCAAUCAAAGAGCUCGGCUUGGGCCUGGGGCCAGAGCAUCUCACAGACGACCAGGUGCAGGAACUCACCGAUGACUACAGCCUGCCAGCACUGAAGAUGCUGUUCCAGUUGUGGGUGGGACAAAGCUCUGAAUUCUUCCGGCGAUUGGCUCUCCUGCUGUCGCCGGGGAGACAGGAGGACUCCAGUCUCAUCAUGCAUGGGUCCAUCACCACGGUGACCCGCCCACUCCAGCACACCCUGAGUGGUUGCCUGGGCGACCUACAGCGCAGCUACGACUUCCACCGCUACUUCGAGAUGCAGCUUCAGUCACAGAACGAGAGGUCGCACUCACACACACGCCAGAGGUGUCACGAGCUCAACACCCUCCACUCUUCCGUCCGAAGCCUGCAGCUUCACCUGAAAACACUCCUCAACGAGGUGAUCAUCCUGGAGGACGAGCUGGAGAAGUUGAUGGUGGCCAAGGAGACGGUUGCCAUGACGGUGGCAGGGUACCAGGAGCUCCAGGAGCGCCUGACCCUCCUGCAGCCGCACAUGCAGGCCAGCAGCGGCAUCUGGGACGACACGCUCGCACAGGUGGACAAGAUGCUCCGCAGGGCCACCAACUGCACAGGUUCAUCAGGUUCUCCAGAUAGUUCAGAGGACUCCUCCCCACCUGUUCCUGAGCCCAUCAUUCGGUCGGUGAGCCAAAUCGCAGACAAAGACCCAGUGCCAGAGGAGCAGGAGUUGGAAGCAUAUGUGUCUGAUUCGGACUCGGAACCAGAUUGUGGGUUGUCAUUGUUGUCGCCGUGGGAACGGGAGCGCAUGAGGAGAGAGGGGGAGGAGUCUCGGCGGGUUCUUCUUGAACUGAAAUCAGUGCUCGGGUUCCGUGCCUCCGAGACGGAAAGACACAAACGACAAGUGCUGCUCUUCAAUGAGCAAGCUGCUGUGAAGCCUGUUGCUGGGGAAACAUCGGAACCAAACAACCAGACGGAACCUUCCGAGCCAGACGUUUCCACGGGCAACCACGUCGCUAUACAACAGGAAGAGGAAGGAGAGAGAGAAGCAAAGGAGGAGAGGAAAGAGGGGGAGGAAGGAGGAGGAGGAGUGGAGGAGAAAGAGGAGAGGCAUCUGGAGGAGGUCAAAGAGGAGUCGACAGAGUUCAGCUGCGGUGUGUCCACAACGGUCGCCGACGCCGACGCGGAGCAACAGAACGGAGAGGCGCAGCUCUUUCAGUUCGACGGGACGAUGGAGGAGGAGGAGGGGUCAGGGGACGGACCGCACGCCCUGGUGCCGCGGAUCCCCGCCCUGACGGUGAUGGACAGACUGACGGAGAUACACGGCGCCGAAACGCUCAGCUUCAGCUCGGCCAUCGCCGCCCAGGUGGCCGCUCGCUCACACACCUUCACAAACAUGCAGGAACACACCUUCGGCGAUUCGGAGGAGGACGAGGAGGAGGAAGAGGAGAGGGAAGGGAGAACGACUGAAAGACAAGACGAAAACGAGUAGAGAAUCUGUGCGGCUUUGAGAAAGAAACAUGAAAAGUAAAACAGACAAAAACAAACAAAAUGUACAGCCUGCCUAUUUAUCGCUACGUUUAUUUUGUCUUUUAUUUAUUGGAGAGGAGCCUGAGGUUUGUUUUUAAGGUUUUAUGGUUUGUUUUUUGUUUGUUUCUUUUUAACUUUCCUAUCAGGACCAGUGCAUUUUCAUAAACAUUAUUCAUAAACACACACACACACACAGAAGCGGAUAUAGGAAGAUGUGCACAGACACGUGCAUACACACACACACACACACUCUCACAUGCCCACCUAUUUUACCUUAUGCACACACACUGUUACACACAGGCACUCUCAUCUCCAUCCAGACACAUACGGGUCUCGCUCACAGCACCCCUCCGAUGUCUCAGAUAACCACCAUGCCCCCCACUCCCACACUCCUCCGUCCUGUUAGAUGAGAUUACUCACAUUUAUUUUUCCUUUUCUAUGCUUCACUGAUAAAAAUGUAACGUGUGUCUGUGUGUAUGGACACACCUACUCAAGGAAGAGGAGGUCGUUUGAGUGUGAGGGCACUUCUGCAGGAAGUGAUGUGGUCAUGAGACCACAGGGACAGGAAGUAUUUGAGGUAAGAGGUCAUGCCUACAGGAAGUGAUCUGGAUGUAAACACACAACACUUUCAGGAAGUUGUCCCCUCCCUGCUGUACCAGGAUCAGUGGUUGAGAAUGUUGGAACUUUCUGGAACCCUAUAAAACUGAAUGUGCGAGUGCACCUGCUUUGCAUGUAGUCACGCUCUGUGAGGGCGGGGUUUGCCUUUAUGAACCAAUCAGAGCAAUGUUAAGGAGAAGUGAUGCAUUAUGGGAGCAUUUCAGAACAGCAGUAGUGUUGCAGUUGAAUACUGACUUUUUUUGAAGGUCAAAACUCGACUUUCUCAAACAUUCAACAAUGAAAGGCAGAAUAAACAUAAUGAACAAA
Alosa alosa (allis shad) is the source of this 3477-nucleotide messenger RNA. RefSeq names its product vezatin, adherens junctions transmembrane protein (gene vezt). Bases 101 to 2515 code for a protein of 804 amino acids. Gene Ontology annotation, molecular function: myosin binding. The transcript has 12 exons. The record is from RefSeq and is a predicted model, not a curated record. Lineage: Eukaryota; Metazoa; Chordata; Actinopteri; Clupeiformes; Clupeidae. Gene Ontology annotation, cellular component: plasma membrane. Gene Ontology annotation, biological process: cell-cell adhesion.